Cylicocyclus nassatus is the source of this 1209-nucleotide messenger RNA. NCBI's taxonomy places the organism in Eukaryota, Metazoa, Nematoda, Chromadorea, Rhabditida, Strongylidae. The record is from the annotation of a GenBank genome assembly.
AUGCACGUUUUUACUGCUUCUCAUGGUCUCUCACUUUAUUUGCUGACAAUUGAGACUCUCACUUUUGUCGUGGUCAUAACCAGAGCUAGAUCACCCCGUCGAAGUUGUGUGAUUGCACUACGCACUGUCGCAGCUAGACGGAUAUUGAAGAGCAAGGAUGAGCUUGUUGAAAACACUGAAAAAGCCUUGGUCGUGGACGCAAGAGUUACUGGUCGACCUAUGUCAUCCAUAAUACACGAGUUUCGCGAGAUCCUCUCUUCUUUUGACGAAAUCAGUUAUGAAAGGGGCGCUGCAAUCAUCGCAAUGCUCCGUACAGUGAUAGGAGAGAAGAAUUUUAGAAAGGGACUAACGCAUUAUCUCAACAAAUUUUCCUUCAAAUGCACCAAAAGUGAAGACCUUUGGCAAGCGUUGUCUGAUGUAUGUGAAGGAGUCAAAGGACCAAGCGGAUCAUCUUUUGAUUUGAAGAAUUUCGGGACCCAGUGGACAAAAAUGAUGGGAUAUCCUUUGGUUACCGCAAGAUUUUCAAGCGACAAGUUGGAGAUAACACAGCAACGAUACACGCUCAAUACUUCCAUUCAAGAACAUGAAAAAUAUCGUUCCCCUCGUCAGAGUUACAAAUGGGAUGUACCCAUAUGGCUUAAAACUAAAACAGGCGACACCAUAUUGGAAUGGUUGAAAGCAAAUGAACCGCUUCACAUAAAUUUGGGGUCUUUGCAAAUGCCGGUGGUAAUAAAUCCUCAUCGCAAUGGCUAUUAUAGACAGAAUUAUGACAGUGUUGGAUGGGAGCUUAUAGCAGCGCAGUUUACACGAAAUUCGGUGUUUGAUCGAUAUACGAGAUACGUGCUUUUGAGCGAUGCAUUUUCUGCAGCUGCUAUCGGUCAGCUGGAAUACGAACUUGUAUUUAAGCUUAUUCGGUACGCUUACUCAUCCAAAAAAGGUGAAAAGGAAUGGCUACCAUGGGAAGCAAUUGUAGAUGAGAUGUACAAAAUAUAUGCAAUGUAUCGUAGAAGAGACGAAAACGCUUCAUAUGUAUGGAAAUACAUAAACAGAGUGUUGCGACCGAUUGCUCUUGAAAUUCGUAAGAAGUUCCUUGCUGAAGAGACAGAAUUUGCUAAAUAUAUAAGAAAGCAGAACGAAUCUUCGAAGGAGCGCAUUACUGGAAGAUUGGAUUGGAGAUCAGUGAGAUGGGAAUCCAAUACUGCUUUGUAG